GGCAACACUCGAACGCGGCCUUGAGUCAGUGUCACAGGCCGGACUCCUUCUUGCGAGUUUAUCGGUGACUCACCCUCACACGGGGAUCCCUGCGUCAUUUCCCCCCCACAAUCGCGUGAUCGCCGGAACGACAGGGAGCGAUUGCCUCAUUGGGGAGCGAGUGACAGAGCGCGAGACAGCGAUCUGCAGCGCCUUCCACGGGAUCGGUUGUGAGAGAGAGAGAGAGAGGGGGAAUAACUUUCCUUCGGGGGCGAGAUUUGUUGUUGUUGUUCUUACGUGUCUUGAGUGUGUGUGUGUGUUUUUUCUUUUUUUUUCAUAUCUCUCUCUCAUUGACUCUUCUCUCUCCUUCAUUCAUUCAUAAAUUCGGUUGAUUCACGAUGUUUUCCUCGGGUCCCAACUACAAUAAGCUGAAAACCAAUCUCAGGCUGGCGAUUAGUAGGCUGAAAUUACUGGAGAAGAAGAAGACGGAGUUGAAUCAGAAGGCGAAGAAGGAGGUUGCCGAUUACCUUGCGGCAGGAAAAGUUGAGCGUGCAAAGAUCCGCGUUGAAUACUGUAUCCGAGAAGAUUAUUUGGUUGAGGGUAUGGAGAUGACAGAAUUGUACUGCGACAUGAUAUUGGCUCGUUUUGGCAUCAUAGAACAAAGCAAGGAGCUAGAAGCAGGUCUUGCAGAGUCCAUAUCAUCUGUGAUUUGGGUGACCCCACAGCUUGCAACAGAGGUUGCUGAACUUAAAGUAAUCUGUGACCAGCUGACACGAAAGUUUGGAAAACCCUAUGCUAUGGCCUGUCAGAGCAAGGAAGUGUCUACCAUAAGUGAACGUCUGAUUCACAAGAUGAGUGUCCAAGCACCGCCCAAAAUAAUGGUUGAAAAGUAUCUUGUUGAGAUUGCAAAUAAUUACAACAUUGAGUAUGAACCGGACCCACAGGUAAUGAGCGAUUCCCAAUGCGAGUCCCUCAUUAACCUCGAUGAGAAGAACAACCUGGGUAACAACAGCAUCUCGGCUCCAGUAGGCGGAGUGCAGAUGAAUAUUCCUCCUGCAGGAUUUGUUGGGUAUCCUGGACAGCCAAUGGCCCCUUUCGCAUAUCCUCAGUCACAGGUGCCGCUACCUUCACAGUCCCUUCAAGAGGGACAGGGAUUCCACAACAGCUCCAGUUUGAUGCCUCACCCUGAUCAAAUUCUGCAGCCAGUUCCUGUUCCAGUUCCAACACCACAUUUACCAGCAACACCAAAGAGUUCAUCUCCAAAGAUGGGAGGGAAUCUCAGUCUUCCCUCUAUUCUAGUCACAAAUCCUCAGUCUCUUACAAACUGCUUUGAAGAGUUUACCCAAACUGUGGAGGAUCACAAACCUGACAUCAUUGUUGUCAGUGAGACAUGGUUUUCGGAAACUCGGCCAGCCACCAACUACACCCUUGACGGAUACAAAAUGUUUAAUGAUGACAGAGAGGGCAGAGGUGGGGGUGUAGCUGUGUAUGUUCUCGAUUGCCUUCACCCAAAUGAAAUAAAGCUUGAUGCUCCCCCAGAACUAGAGUGUGUCUGGGUGGAGGUGGAUAGAAAGCUGGUAAUAUGUGGACUGUACCACCCUCCAAGAGCAGCCACAGGACCAUUGCUGAUGGAACAGAUUGUUAACUCCGUCCUGGACAUUCGAAGCUUUAGACCAGACAUUGCUAUUGCUAUUGCAGGAGAUUUCAACAACUUGCACCAAGGCCGUCUCUGUGCAGGUCUAGAAAUGACCAACCUUGUGCAAGAACCCACACAUAUGAACUCGAUUAUUGAUUUGGUAUUAACUGACCACCCAGAGUGUUACAAGAAACCUAUUUUGCUGCCACCAGUGGGGCAGAGUCGUCAUCACUGUGUUCUAGUGCUGCCAAAGACUGCGGAAAAUGAUAGUGUCCAAAUGGAUCCUGCUAGUACAGUGUUCAACUUGCCCAGUGUUCCGGGGCAAGCACCAUAUCCUCAGGCGCCAUACCCAGGGGGAGCCACAGGGUACAACAUCCCUCCAGGUGGACCCCAGAACUUCCCCCCAGGUGGACCCCCUCCCCCUGAUCCUGGAGCUGACCCUCUCCCUCCCAAGAUCAACAACAUGGAU
Molecule: messenger RNA, 2084 nt
Organism: Penaeus monodon (black tiger shrimp)
Lineage: Eukaryota; Metazoa; Arthropoda; Malacostraca; Decapoda; Penaeidae
Biological process (GO): protein transport
Molecular function (GO): catalytic activity
Source: RefSeq, a predicted model, not a curated record